UCCGGAGAGAGCGCAUGGGGGAAUCGCAGCUGCUCCGGGACCAUGUCUCAACGUGACGGCACCCAAACUCGGCAUUCCGCAGAUCCAUGAAUCUGUAUGGCUUCAGCAAGCUCAACGGCGCUGUCGUCAAGCUCAGCUACGACUACCCCAGCAGUGUCUUGCAGCAAUCCGAGCUGGUGCAAGUCCCACCCGGGUUUGCACCAAACUUGUACCAGUCCGUUGUGGAGAUCGUGCCCCACCCGGUGCUGCCGAUUCUCUAUGCUAUCAACCGGGCAGGAGCAGUGUGGUCGACACAGCACGGCAUGCUGAAUCUGACGCUCGAUAACCUCCUGGGCCAGCCCUUUUUCUGGAACGAUGGGUCGAUGCUGUAUUACACCGAAGAGCCCUCUGACUCGACAAAGACGACGACGCUCCAUGGUGUCGAAUUUGAUGUCGGCCAGGGUGUUCCCACGAGCCGAGAGCGAUCCACGCCGCUCAUCUGUUCCGCUGCAAGUCCCAGUCUGGCGAGCGCACAUCUUUCGAUCAACCAACAAUUCCUAUUUGGCCUCUGCACCACCGGCACCCCGGUUGACUCUCAAAAGAGCUACUUUGUCUACACCAUGAGUCGUGACGGCAUCGGCCAGAAUUAUUGCGCGGCCCCGGCCCAGGACUGGAGCGAUCUUGUGUUUCCCAGCUCACAGACCCAGGGAUAUGAACUCCCCGAGAGUUACUACCCGUAGCGACGCUGUCGGCGGGUAGCGAAUCGCUACCUGCGGUGUAUUGGCAACAUGGUUCUGUGGGCAUCGCCUCCUUUUGGGCUUCCACUGCCAUUCGAUUUGCCCGCCUUCGAGAAGCCUGCAAACUACCCGCGAUGCCCGAGGAGCUUCUGCCGCGGCGGGAGCAUCGGGUCGCUGUUGCCAAGGCUGGGCUCAGGCUGCCCAAUAUACCGGUCCGAGUGACUGCUUCCACGCAGUCUCUCUGUAGCAGAGCCAUCGAGCGGGCUUGUGCUUGUUUUGGCGCCCGCGAGAAGCAGCGGUGCAAAUGGGCGGGCUGCUUUUUUGGCGGAGGAGCCAGUAGCCAUGAGAGCGGCAAACCCAACAUGCCAUGACCCC
Messenger RNA from Polychytrium aggregatum, 1091 nucleotides. RefSeq lists its product as uncharacterized. The transcript has 2 exons. The record is from RefSeq and is a predicted model, not a curated record. Bases 87 to 719 code for a protein of 210 amino acids. Lineage: Eukaryota; Fungi; Chytridiomycota; Chytridiomycetes; Polychytriales.